GCUGCCAAAACCCCGCAGGGCCCUUCCAACUCGUAGUCCUCGUAGCAGCGCCGCCAUAUCCAGCUGCUAACAGAUAUUUAGACAUCAGACGCAUCAUUUUUACGCGACUCACUUACGCAGCACGUAAUACACAUCAUUGCUUUGACCGGAGAGGAGACCAUGGCAAACCUUGGUAUAAAAGCGGGGGAUAAGGUGCUGUUGGUGUGGAGCCAACCCUCAUCCCCAACAACCCUGAAGGAGCUGGCAGAGAGUCUAGGGUCCAUGGUUGGCUCUGAGGGCCGAGUGUCACUGGAGAAUAUGGAGAGACUUCUAAUGUCUUCACAUGCAGCAUCAACUUAUGACUGGGUCCUCUCAAGUCUACUCCCUGACAGCUCUUCCAUUCACACCUCAGAGACGCUAGCAGAGAUGGCCAGAGUGAUAAAACCUGGUGGGAAACUAGUGCUAGAGGAACCUGUUACAGGAACUAAUGACCAAUCGGUGAGGACUGCUGAAAAACUUAUGUCAGCCUUGAAGUUGUCUGGCCUGGUGUCUGUCACUGAGAUCAGUAAAGGACCCCUGACUCCAAAAACGUUGUCUGCCCUGAGGACAUCUACAGGCUUCCAGGGGAACACUCUCUCCAGGGUGCGCAUGUCUGCUUCUAAACCCAACUUUGAGGUGGGCUCCUCUAGCCAGCUGAAGCUUUCCUUUGGGAAAAAGACACUAAAACCAGAAGACAAACCAGCUCUUGACCCCAAUGUUGAAAAGGCGUGGACCCUGUCAGCCAAUGACAUGGAUGAUGAUGAUGUGGACCUGGUGGACUCCGAUGCUCUUCUGGAUGCAGAGGAUCUAAAGAAGCCAGAUGCAGCCUCCCUCAAGGCGCCCUCUUGUGGUGACGGAACAACCAAGAAAAAGAAAGCUUGCAAGAACUGCUCUUGUGGUCUUGCUGAGGAGUUGGAACAAGAAAGCAAGGGUGUCCAGACGAUCAGCCAGCCCAAGUCAGCGUGUGGAAGUUGUUACCUGGGUGAUGCCUUCCGGUGUGCCAGCUGUCCGUAUCUUGGGAUGCCUGCCUUUAAACCUGGGGAGAAGGUUGUCCUGGCCAACAUGGGGCUAAAUGAUGCCUAGGAACACAUUUAUGUAGUGUCACAUUAUUUACAUUCCUUACACACUGCUAACCUACCACCCCCUAGAGCAAUGUUCCCUCUUUUCUCCAGCACUGGGCAAAUUUCAGGUCUGCUGUGCAAACUCGCAUUUACUGUGAACACUGAGGCUGUACCCACUUUAAGUUAGUUAACAGUGGUCAAGUACGCUACUGUUGCUAUUUGAAACAUAAUGUAGGCCUAUCAGUGUGGCCUACCAUCAAAAACAAGGAAAAUAUGCAUCCUGUAACAUGGAAAUAGAACAGCUAUCAUUCAGCCUACAGUAGCAGCUAAUGUGUGGUGUUCAAUGUAGGUCUACAUUCCAUAAGACUUUAGAAAAAAACAUGCAGGGCUUGACAUUAACCUGUUUAUCCACUUGUCCUUCAGACAAGGUGACAAAAAAUAUUGUUUGAUGCAAGAAACUACUUUACAAAAUAAAAUGCAUUUAUUAUUUCCAUACCAUUAUUACAGACAGACAAAUGAUCCCUACCCUCUAUAUAUUGGCUACUUAACUCACAAACUAGCAAAGUAUAUUAACAAAAUGUGCACACAUGGCAACAUGCAGCUCUUGCUUUGAUCUCAACACAAGCGCAUCUACUAAUGACCACUCAUGCUGUCCAGUCCAGUUCAAAGGAAACAGCACAGAUCCAUAUAUGGCAAUGUUUUAUUUGCAAAUAGGCUUACUGCAGCUGUGAAGUUUAAUCCCAUGCUUCUUUCUCUCUUUGGGCUGAUAUUUAUUUUGCUCCGCAGUCCCGGGGGAGCUGCACGGCAGUCUCGGGGCUACUGCGCACCCACUUGCAGCUUAGAGGAAACAUUGCCCUGCAGUACUUGUUCAAUGCCGGGUUCUCAAUGAGGAGAGUGGUUCUACAUCUCAUUUAUGUGAGAGCAAAAACCAGAUUGAGUUUAAGAAAAUGAAGGCCUAAUGCACUGAAUUGCAGUCAGAAAUGUGUUAUUGCUGGUUGUAUACAGUUGUAAUACAUGUAUUAGGAGUAGAAUUUAAAGUAUGCAAGCAUGACUGAAUUCAUCAUAAUCAUUGCAUCAAUCCAGGCUACGACCAUGUGAAAACGACAAUAUGCUACUGGAUACAGUGAAGAUUUCACAGAGCAGUCACCAUAUUUCAAGUAUUACUGGAACAUACAGGUGUUGAUUUGUCAGUUCAGUGAAUCGUGUGUAUUUUACUAUCUUUUUAACAAUAAAAAAAUCUGUUAAUCAUA
Messenger RNA from Oncorhynchus mykiss (rainbow trout), 2329 nucleotides. Its product is annotated as anamorsin-B. Gene Ontology annotation, molecular function: iron-sulfur cluster binding. The record is from RefSeq and is a predicted model, not a curated record. Gene Ontology annotation, cellular component: cytoplasm. Gene Ontology annotation, biological process: iron-sulfur cluster assembly. NCBI's taxonomy places the organism in Eukaryota, Metazoa, Chordata, Actinopteri, Salmoniformes, Salmonidae.